This is a messenger RNA of Mucor mucedo, 1310 nucleotides long. Its product is annotated as phosphatase 2C-like domain-containing protein. The transcript is spliced from 4 exons. The coding region runs from base 47 to 1249 and encodes 400 amino acids. The record is from RefSeq and is a predicted model, not a curated record. Lineage: Eukaryota; Fungi; Mucoromycota; Mucoromycetes; Mucorales; Mucoraceae.
UUUUCCCUUUUUUUUUUUUUACUCUUUUAUCUUAUUUACAUAUCUAAUGAAGUCAAACACAUGGAAAGCAGUGACAGCGUCAGCCAACCACUUGAGUUACCGUCCACUGAAUACGCAGGGCAACAUGGCGUCUCUAACGUCCAUUCGUCAUCUCACAGAAAAUUAUUAUUGUCCUCUUUAUAAACAACCUACAAGUGGACGAGCGUUUUCAUCCAACGAAAGUAUUCGAGCCGCUUCUCCCGAAUUACAAUUACCUGAGCAAAAUAAUCAUAAUCAUCAUCAUCAUCACCACAUGCCUCUGUCACAUCAUAAAUCAUUACCUUUAUUUGAUUUCUUCUCCAAAUCCUAUGCUAAAACCAUCCCAUCCUAUAUCUUUGCCCAUGGCGCAUCCGGAUUUGCAAAGCGCAGAACACGUUACACAACCCCAGAUAAUAAGCUAAGGCUUAAAAAUGAUCAUUAUUACAGUAUACAGAUUGGAGAAGAUGCUUAUUUUAGAAGAUCCGAUGCUCUGGGUGUGGCGGAUGGUGUGGGUGGUUGGGCAGGCGUUUCAGCGGCAAAUGCAGCAUUGUAUUCAAGAAAACUGAUGCAUCAUGCGUAUCUCCAACUAGAAAGAUUUGAAAAUAUCGAUGAUCCAUGCUUUUAUCAUUAUGAUGAAGCAGAUCCAGUGAGCAUAUUACAGAAAAGUUAUGAGGAAAGUAUGCAGGAAGCACAACAAGAAGGUAUCAUUGGCUCAUGUACAGCGUGUCUUGCCAUAUUACGACACGAGGAAUUACGUAUUGCCAAUCUGGGCGAUUGCGGUAUAUCUGUGAUAAGACACAACGAUUAUGUCUUUCGAAGUGAGGAACAACAACAUUCCUUUAAUUUUCCAUACCAGCUGGGAACAAGUUCUCCUGAUCGACCAAAGGAUGCACAGGCAUUUACGGUUGCUGUGGAAAAGGGAGAUAUUAUCAUUAUGGGAUCAGACGGUUUAUUCGACAAUUUAUUCGAUAAGGAGAUCUUGUCGAUUGUCAAAUCGCAAUUGUCAAAUACAAGACCCACUCGAUUUCUAUCCAUCGAACCUCAAAAAAUCUCUGACGCUUUAGCCGAAAGAGCAAAAUACGUCAGUAAUUGUAAAUUAAAUGUCGAUAGUCCGUUUCAAGUUAGAGCUAUCAAUGAAGGAUUAUACUAUCAGGGAGGAAAAGCAGAUGAUAUUAGUGUCAUUGUUGCAAUCGUAAAGGAUUGUGAGGAUUCUCCUGAUAGAAGAUUAUAAUAUGCCUGUAUAAAAUAAUAACAAUAAAAAAAACCCCCCUCUUGCUUUUCCCUUUUGCUUA